AUGCCCUAACUUUGUCACCUUUUGAUCGCUGCGGCAACCGUCUCUCCUCAUCCUCCUUUCCGGCUCGGCUCCGACGGCCCCCCGAGGCCAGGCAUGGACCCCGGCGGCCCGUCGGAGAGCCAGAACGCCAGCUUCCCGCCCUCCGUCGCCGGCGGUGUGGCGGCGGGCGCUGGCGGCGGCGCGUGGGGCGUCACGGGCAGCGGCCCCUGGCUGCUGGCCUUCAUGCUGGGCGCCAUCAUCCUCAUGACGGCGUGCGGCAACGUGCUGCUCAUCGCCCUGGUGCUGGCCCACCGCUCGCUGCGCUGCACCUCCAACUGCUUCCUGGUGUCGCUCUUCCUGUCCGACCUGAUGGUGGCGCUGGUGGUGAUGCCGCCCGCCAUGCUCAACGUGCUGUGCGGCGGCUGGGUGCUGUGGCCCGCCUUCUGCCCCGUGUGGCUCUGCUUCGACGUCAUGUGCUGCAGCGCCUCCAUCCUGAACCUGUGCGUCAUCAGCCUGGACCGCUACCUGCUCAUCAUCUCGCCGCUGCGCUACAAGCAGCGCAUGACGCCGCCGCGCGCCCUGCUGCUGGUGGCCGCCGCCUGGGGGCUGGCCGCGCUCGCCUCCUUCCUGCCCAUCGAGAUGAGGUGGCACAGCCUGGGCCACGGGGGAGGGGGUGGGGGAGGAGGCGGAGGAGGUGGUGGUGGAGGACACCACCUGCCGACACACGGGGUGCUCGGCGGCGGCGAAGGGGGCAACGCCAGCCUGUCGUCGUACGGCUCCCCGGCGCCGUACCCGCCGCCCUACUUCCUGCUGGCGGGGGGCCCCGGGGCCCCGGCCUUCCAGUGCCGGCUGCAGGUCACGCUGCCGUUCGCGCUGGUGGCGUCGGUGCUCACCUUCUUCCUGCCGUCUGGCGCCAUCUGCUUCACCUACUGCCGCAUCCUGCUGGCCGCACGCCGGCAGGCCCGCCGCGUGGCCGCCCUCAGCCACCCCCCGCUGCCCCACCAGUACCUGGGGGCGCCGUCGCGCCCGCCGUCCCCGGGGCCCGCCGCCGGGGCCCCCAGGGGCCCGCCGCAGGAGGGGGACGACUACAGCCACCAGGAGCCCACCGCCUCCUGCAGCGCGCCGCUGUCGGUGAACAGCGAGCGGCGCCUGGCCCACCGGCAGGGCCGGCGCGCCCUGAAGGCCAGCCUGACGCUGGGGGUCCUGCUGGGGCUGUUCUUCGGCGCCUGGCUGCCCUUCUUCAUCACCAACAUGGCCGAGGCGGUCUGCGACUGCGUCCCCCCGGCGCUCUUCGACGCCAUCACGUGGCUGGGCUACUGCAACAGCACCAUGAACCCCAUCAUCUACCCGCUCUUCAUGCGGGACUUCAAGCGGGCGCUGGGCAAGCUGCUGCCCUGCUGCUUCUCCCGCUCGCCCCGCCGCCCCUCGCCCGCCCUCUCGCUCUCCCUGCGCAACUCGGGCGAGCGCCGCGUGGCCGGCGACUCGCCCUCCUCGCCGUCGCCCUCGCCGCCGCCGUCGUCGUCGUCGUCGUCCCCGGACGCCGCGUCCGACCCCACCCACCCGCCCGCCACCGCCACCGACGCCGUCAACCUGCUGGACGCCGGCGCCGAGCAUGCUGGGGUCGAGCUGCCGCUGCUGCUGCCCAAUCAGGUGGAGGCGCUGGACUGAGGGGGGGGGGGGGGGCGGGGCCGCCCGAGGUACUGGCUGAGGAAUGCGUCCGGGGCCAGGUGGGGCCAGCACCACACGCCUCUCCCUUUAC
This is a messenger RNA of Gadus morhua (Atlantic cod), 1738 nucleotides long. It is a transcript of the gene htr6, whose product is annotated as 5-hydroxytryptamine (serotonin) receptor 6. Gene Ontology annotation, biological process: adenylate cyclase-modulating G protein-coupled receptor signaling pathway; G protein-coupled receptor signaling pathway, coupled to cyclic nucleotide second messenger; chemical synaptic transmission. Gene Ontology annotation, molecular function: G protein-coupled serotonin receptor activity; neurotransmitter receptor activity. The transcript has 3 exons. Gene Ontology annotation, cellular component: dendrite; plasma membrane. The record is from RefSeq and is a predicted model, not a curated record. Bases 94 to 1647 code for a protein of 517 amino acids. Lineage: Eukaryota; Metazoa; Chordata; Actinopteri; Gadiformes; Gadidae.